ACUCAGGGUUUGGUGUAUCGUAAACAUCAUAUAAAUGUCGUGUUCUCGUCCCAUUCAUUUAGUCAUCACCACAGAGAAACCAUAUCUGUUAUUUAGUCAUGACUUUCUGUGUGAUUUUUCUUCUUUUAUCGGUCAUCAUUCCAGUUGCUGAGUCGUUUGACUGUACAGGACGCCAUGACGGAUUGUAUGAAGUUGGAUGUCACGUGUUUACCAGGUGCACAUCGGGAACUGCGGCGACGGUAGAGUGUCAUCCACCGGAAGUAGUUAAUAUUGACACGGGUAGUUGUGACAGUGCCCUAAAUGUUAAAGAGCCGUGUGGUACAUACCGUGACUGUGAUGGUAAGGACGACGGGAAAUACCCGGAUAUUGAACGGAACUGCCAGUAUUACUUCACAUGUGCUUACGGAAGGUUCAUGGGCCAUAACCCGUGUCCUACAGGUCUUAUAUUCAACAAGGAUUUACAAGUUUGUGACUGGUUUCAGAACGUGCACAGCCCCUGUGGCAUUCGACCAAGUUCUCCCUAACCUGUGGUGCCGAGUCAAAUUCUACUUAACUGUGGAAUCAGGCUAAAUUCUCCUUAACCUGUGGUGCCAAGUCAAAUUUUACGUAUCUGGGACGUCAGGCUAAAUUCUCCUUAACCUGUGAUACCAAGUCAAAUUCUACGUAUCUGGGACGUCAGGCUAAAUUCUCCCUAACCUGUGAUACCAAGUCAAAUUUUACGUAUCUGGGACGUCAGGCUAAAUUCUCCUGAACCUGUGGUGCUAAUUCCAAAUCAGAAAAUUGUCGUAAUCAAAUAUCUCAUCUAUGUAAAUAUCCUUAUUGUAACCUUACUAGUGUCGAAUUCCUCUUUAUAAAAUUAUGCAAUCAACAUGAACGUUUUCUUCACACAUUAAAAUCUAAUUGUAUUAAACUAUUAUUGUUUUAAUUUGAAAUAAAAUGUUAUUU
Molecule: messenger RNA, 945 nt
Organism: Pecten maximus
Lineage: Eukaryota; Metazoa; Mollusca; Bivalvia; Pectinida; Pectinidae
Product: chitin-binding domain protein cbd-1-like
Exons: 4
Coding region: 99-524 (141 amino acids)
Cellular component (GO): extracellular region
Molecular function (GO): chitin binding
Source: RefSeq, a predicted model, not a curated record